AUGAAACUCUCAAUUUUCAUCUAUUUUUGCCUGAUUCUCCCAAUUUUCUCGAUCAAUUGGCUCGAAGUUUUGGAAAAGUAAGAUUUUCUAAAAAAAAAUUUUGAAACAGUAAUUGUUUCCAGUACUUUGGAUAAAAAUGUUGGAGUUUGCGACAAUCUUUAUCGACAUGUUUGCCCCCAAAAUAAAACCGAUGGAUUUUCUCAAAUCGUGAAGCAAGAAUUCCGGAAAGAUUUCGAAAAAUACAAAAUCCCCGAAAACUUUGAGAAAAUCAAAGAAGAAAUCGAAACACUUAUCGAAACUAUAAGAAAUAAUACAACAUUUGAUCUAAUUUUUGAAAAAUCUGAAAAGUUUUGCCAAGAAAAUCGUGACGAAUUCAGAUUGUUCUUAGAACAGCUUGAAAGUUUGAUCCGGAAUGAGAAUAUUCCGUGUGAAGAUGAUAGAUGUUUUGUGAUCGCGUUAGAAAAUGAUAACUGUACCGAUGUUGUUGAGUUCAUUAAAUUUAAUUUGAAAAAGAAUUUCGAUCUUGCUAAAGAAGAAAUAGUGAGUUUUAAUAAUAAUUUGAAAAUACAUCAAAUAAUUAGUUAAAUUCUUGUUAAGAAAUUUGUAUACCUUCCAAUCGAUGCAACAGAUGUGUUACAAUCGUUUGAAUGGAUAAAAAAUAAUACGGAAGUUUUCGAUAGAAUUAAUUCAACAAUUGCGAUUAUCAAAGCUUUAACUUCUGAAAAAUUGCGGGUCAGUUUGUGAAGUUUAUUGUUAUGUUUAUUCUAACCUUUUUAGACUUUCCAAAAAAUUUUAGAGUAAUUUUUUUCAAUUCCAGGAAACACCAUGGAUCAAAAACAAUAAUCUCACGAGAAUAUUCGAGAACAUUUCAAAAAAACUUUAUUUACCGGAUCCUGAAAUUAUUGCUAAUCUGAAUAUAAAACGAUUAACAGAUUAUGAAUCAAAUUUAAAUAAAUGUUCAAAAAAUGUGCCAUCAGAUCUUAUUUCAAUUUGUCAUCUUCACACAAUCAAAAACAUGGAUAAAAAAGACAAGUACGCAUUGUUCAGUGGUGACAAUGCAUUUAAUAGUUAUCCAAUUAUGGGAUUCGGUCUUGCAUUUGCAUAUUACGCUAAAAUCGACCUACCACCAGCAUUUUACGUAAGCCGGGUUUCUGAAGAGAACAAAAAAUCCACUAGAUUCUUUUCAGCUUGGAUCAAUUGCUCAAAUAGUUGCUCACGAAGUUGGUCACACUUAUAUUGUAAGCGAAAGAGGAGACAAUUUCUUGCCAUAUUUUUCGAAUGACACAAGAAAUUGUAUUCAAAAUCAAUUUACAAAAUCAUGCGAAUACUUUGCGGAAGGUGAAUGUAAAACUUCUGAUAUUCAAUUCGACGACAAUGGCGCGGAUUCAUUUUCAUUCGAAAUUAUGUAUCAGAUUUUCAAAGCAUUUUAUGGAGAAACUAUGAAUGUGUGUUUUAGGUUGCAUACUUUACGUUGUUAUAGUCCAAAAGAUUCAACGAAUUCUAGAAAUCCUCAAAGUUAUAAAAAUAUUUUUGAAACAGUGAGUUCUACUAUACGUUCAAACGAAUUUCAUUUUAGGAUGAAAUAAUUGGUUCGAAAAUUGGAAUGACACAUGCACAACUAUAUUUCUACAGUCAUGGAACAACUCUUUGUAGUGUUAGUUUUGUUUUAAAAUUUCAAAUCUUUAAAAAUAACAUGUUUCUUCAAUCAAAAAUCUUAUCAAUUUCAGCCAAAGCCAAGAAUUUCAUAUCCAAAGGGUAGUCAUCACGCAUCAAAUGUUCGUAUCAACAGCGGAGCCGCGCAAAAUUUGGAUUUCGGAAAGACUUUCAAUUGUGCUCCAAAUAGCAAAAUGAUUGAAUCGAGAGCUGAGAAAUGCUAUAUUUUUGGUGAAAAUGCGGCGGAAACUAGAUUCUAG
This is a messenger RNA of Caenorhabditis angaria, 1913 nucleotides long. The record is from the annotation of a GenBank genome assembly. NCBI's taxonomy places the organism in Eukaryota, Metazoa, Nematoda, Chromadorea, Rhabditida, Rhabditidae.